This is a messenger RNA of Rhinocladiella mackenziei CBS 650.93, 2403 nucleotides long. RefSeq lists its product as uncharacterized. The coding region runs from base 1 to 2403 and encodes 800 amino acids. The transcript is spliced from 2 exons. Gene Ontology annotation, cellular component: vacuolar transporter chaperone complex; fungal-type vacuole membrane. The record is from RefSeq and is a predicted model, not a curated record. Gene Ontology annotation, biological process: microautophagy; vacuole fusion, non-autophagic; polyphosphate metabolic process. NCBI's taxonomy places the organism in Eukaryota, Fungi, Ascomycota, Eurotiomycetes, Chaetothyriales, Herpotrichiellaceae.
AUGAAGUUUGGCGAGCAGCUCCGACAGUCCCUGAUUAAGGACUACUAUUGGUAUUACAUUGCCUACGACGAGCUCAAGGACGCUCUCAAGAAACCAUUCAUCAACGGCAAGAGUGGCGAACAAGAACCCUGGACUGACGACGAUGAAGCUUCCUUCAUUCGACAACUGGAGGCCGAACUCGACAAGGUUUUUACCUUUCAGAAGCUCAAGAGCCAGGAGAUUGUCUCGAGGAUAAAAGCCAGCGAGGCCGAGGUCAGGCAGGUCAUCGAACGUCAAGAACACCUGAACUCUGCCGAGGCCGAAACUGACGAUGAUCUUGAGAGUGACUUUGAGCUGCUCGAAGCCGAUCUCAGCGACAUCAUCGCCGAUGUUCACGACCUGGCCAAGUACACUCAAUUGAACUACACCGGCUUUCAGAAAAUCAUCAAGAAGCAUGACAAGCAAACAGGAUUAGUCCUGCGUCCUUCUUUUGCAACCAGACUCAAGGCGAAGCCUUUCUUCCAAGAUAACUACGAUGCAUUCAUCGUCACCCUGUCAAAGCUCUAUGACCUCGUCCGAACCAGAGGUCACCCCGUAAAAGGUGACAGUGCCGCUGGUGGUGCUCAACAAAAUUUCGUCCGGCAGACUACCAAGUAUUGGGUCCACGCAGACAACAUCACCGAGUUGAAACUCAUCAUCCUGAAGCAUCUGCCCGUCCUUGUCUUCAAUCCAAACAAAGAAUUUGAGGAGAAGGACUCUGCCAUUUCCUCAAUCUACUAUGACAACCCGGAAACAUGGGAGCUAUACAUGGGUCGUCUCAAGAAAGCCGAAGGCGCGGAAGCCAUCCGUCUGAGAUGGUAUGGUGGUAUGGAGAACGAAACCAUCUUCGUGGAGAGAAAGACGCAUCGUGAAGAUUGGACCGGUGAAAAAUCCGUCAAGGCGCGUUUUACUCUGAAGGAGAAGAAUGUCAACGCUUUCCUCGCUGGAAAAAUGACCGUGGAGGAAGUCUUUGCCAAAAUGAGAAAAGAGGGCAAGAAAAGCAUUAAAGAAAUUGAGGAUCUCGAACAACUUGCUCGAGAGAUUCAGUACCGCGUGGUCACCCGCAAGCUGGUGCCUGUGUGCAGAUCAUUCUAUCACCGAACGGCUUUCCAACUCCCUGGCGACGCUCGCGUACGAAUCUCCUUGGACACUGAAUUGACCAUGGUCCGAGAAGACAAUCUAGAUGGGAGAGAAAGGGCUGGUAAGAACUGGAGACGAAUGGACAUUGGUAUUGAUUGGCCCUUCCCACAGCUGCCUCCCGAGGACGUUGAACGCUUCCCCUAUGCUGUCCUUGAAGUCAAAUUGCAGACCCAAGCGGGUCAAGAGCCUCCUCAAUGGGUCCGUGAUCUGACUUCUAGCCACCUUGUCGAAGCUGUGCCCAAAUUCUCCAAGUUCAUUCAUGGUUGUGCCACCAUGUUCCCUACACGCAUCAAUCUUCUUCCCUUCUGGUUCCCUCAGAUGGACGUGGAUAUUCGCAAACCAAUCACCCACCGUUUUGGUAUCGAACGGCCGGCCAACACUGCGAGCUACUCCACUAGCGAUGUCGAUGAAGACGAAGAAGAUUCAGAUGAGGAAGGAGAGGACAGCCAGACCACGGAAAGGACCACCCCUUUUGUGAACGGAUCCAAUGACGGCGAUGAUGAACAAACAAGACGACUAAAGGCUGCUAAACAUGCGUUGGAUGAGCAUAGUCGUGCGCAAGAACCGAAUGAUCAGGAAGACGGCAACCUCGCUCCCGGAAAUUCAUUAGAUGAAGAAGAACGCAUCUCUGCCACGCCUCUGGUUGAGGACGAGUAUAUCUAUGACUCCGAGGCCGAUGAUGCCGAAAAUGAGCUAGAGGAUGCUCGUCAAUCCAAGUCCUGGAAAUACUACCCUUUGAUUCUGAAACAUCACGCUCAACUUGCAGCCGAUGCCGUCAUGAACGCCUUCCACAAAAUCCCUAUAUCUACGCCUCUCCCGCAAAACGGAAAUGUUGGAGGUGUCAACCCUACGGGUGGUCCAGUGCAAGUCAGACGAUUCAAGGCACCCAAGGGCAAGCGCAUUCAUGUUCCUGUCCGAGUCGAGCCCAAGGUGUAUUUCGCCACUGAGCGUACCUUCUUGUCGUGGCUGGAAUUCAGUAUCAUUCUGGGCUCCAUUGCUGCGACGCUGCUCAAUUUUGGAGACAAUGUCAGUCUCGCAUCGGCGUGGGGCUUCACCAUUGUGGCGUGCGCCGCGUUAUUAUACAGCGUGGUGAUCUAUUGGUUGCGUGUGCAGAUGAUUCGGAAGCGGAGGGCGAGCAUCUCACGAUAUUAUGACAAGUAUGGCACAACCGGCUUGUGCAUUGGAUUGGUGGCGGCAACCGCCAUCACUUUCGUGUUUAGGAUUAAGGAAGACGGGUGGUUUUGA